ACAGAUGACUACACAAAUAAUGGAGGAGAAGCUACAGUAGUGUUCCUGUUAGAAGUUAGAAAAACAUUUGAAAACCGCGUCGUAGUUCCCGGGUUCUCUCCUGGUUGCAGGUUGUAGCUGGGAUGCUGUGUCAGAAUGGGAAAUCUUUUCGGAAAAAAGAAACAGACCCGAGUGACAGAACAAGACAAAGCGAUUUUGCAACUGAAACAGCAAAGAGAUAAACUGAGACAGUAUCAGAAGAAGAUCAGCCUGCAGCUGGAGAAGGAGAGACUUUUAGCCAAACAGCUGCUGAAAGAUGGAAAAAAAGAAAAAGCUCUGCUCCUACUGAAAAAGAAGCGCUACCAGGACCAACUUCUAGAUAAGACAGAGAACCAGAUAAGCAACCUGGAGCGCAUGGUUCAAGACCUGGAGUUUGCCCAGAUUGAAAGGAAAGUUAUCGAUGGGCUGAAGGUUGGAAAUGAAUGUCUGAAAAAGAUGCAUGAGGUGAUGUCGAUUGAAGAAGUAGAAAGGAUCAUGGAUGAAACCCAAGACGCCGUUGAGUACCAAAGGCAAAUAGACGAGAUGCUGGCUGGUUCUCUAACACAAGAAGAUGAAGAUGCUGUGCUGGCUGAGCUGGAGGCCAUAACUCAGGGAGACGUCGAGCUGCCUGAGGUUCCUUCAGACAAACUGCCUGACGUCCCGGAGGCCACAGAGAAGAAGCCAGAGAGGGAACGUCCCCGAAAGAAACCAGAGCGAGAGCUGCUCGCUGCAUAAGAACGUGACUGACGUACGAGCUGCUGCUCUGCAACACUUCGACAUGAACCAACAACCACACAAACAUUUUGGCGGAGGCCUCUGUCCGUCCGAGGUCUGCGGUGCAGUGACAGCAGCUGCUUUCAGACACUGAGCUUCCUCCAUAUCAUCCAGUCACAGUUCGUCCUCGUCUGCUGCAGACGGACACAUGAAGGCAGUCGGGGCUGGUUCAGUGCAGCCGCCUGGAGAAAUGCUGCUUUGAACCAUGAAGACCUGUGAGAUUAGAUAACUGUGCCUAACCUUUGCUUCUUUCUCUGUGCUCACCACGAAAUCAUUUUACAUACACUGACUUAACUUAAAUGCAUGUACAUAUUACUCACUGUAAUUCAUCAAAGUAUCUCUCUGUCUAUAUCUUUUCUCAUGGGUUUGGUUUACAACCUUUAGUAUAAUCGAAAAAAGAGAGUUUCAUUUGUGACACUCUGAAACUUAAAUAUGAGAUUUAAAAAAACAGAGCAGCAACAUCUCUGAAUAAUCCACAGAAACACUGUGAGAACAGUCAAAUCUGAUCUGAUGAUUUUGCACCUUUGCAUUAACUUGCCAGGAUAAUGUUAGUUCUCCAUCUGCAAAGACAAAGUUCCCCAAAGUCUUUUUCUCCUUUUUAAAUUAAAUCAAAUCUAGAUGUGAUUUUAAUUGGAUUUUAGAAUAAAACCAAAACCAUCCACGUUAGCAGGCAGAACUAGGUGAACUGACCCUUUAAGGCGGGAGCUUUGCCCUGUGAAGUCUGACACUGUGUCAGUAAACUGACUCACACUGCAGCGUUUUCUAAUGUCUAAUAUGAAAAUGCAUAAGCAUCCGUUUCAGAGAAUAUUCCCUCAGUCUGACCCUUUUCAAGCAGUUUGACUGAUUUCAUUUUGUGCUCCCCUUGUGUGGAUUAGUUCAGUGUCAGUGGAGAAAGGGCUAAUCAUAUCGCCUGUGGGCUUACCUCUGAGUCCCAGACAACAGCUGUUAAUCUCUUCAAGGUAAUAACUUGACACAACCUGAAUCUUUACCCACCGAGUAUUAUCAGCGCAGCGGCCUGUAAUUAUUUUACUGUGCAUAUCGUGCUCAGAUUCACUUAUAUUGGUCUGUGUUGAACUGCAGUGAGAGCGAUGGCCUACAUUCAUGAUCCAUCUAACUAAUCUGUAAAUCAGCUCAUCUCGCAGACAGAAAACACUGCUGACUAAUACUGUCAGGCUGUGGACGUCACUUCAUCACAACCACAUCAAACUCAUCGUCUUGAAAUUGGUUUGGGACUCGAACCUCUGUUCAUUCUUUUUACAAUAAAAUUGUCUGUUUUUUUUUAUUGUCA
Toxotes jaculatrix (banded archerfish) is the source of this 2080-nucleotide messenger RNA. It is a transcript of the gene chmp6b, whose product is annotated as charged multivesicular body protein 6b. The transcript has 8 exons. Gene Ontology annotation, biological process: late endosome to vacuole transport via multivesicular body sorting pathway; vesicle budding from membrane. The coding region runs from base 136 to 753 and encodes 205 amino acids. The record is from RefSeq and is a predicted model, not a curated record. Gene Ontology annotation, cellular component: multivesicular body; ESCRT III complex. NCBI's taxonomy places the organism in Eukaryota, Metazoa, Chordata, Actinopteri, Toxotidae.